CCCCCGCUGUUUGGAUCAGGGAAUUUUGAGCGCUCACACUCCCUCCCGUAGGGAAUGUUCUGAGCAGAUCGGCGGCCGCAGACUCUCACGGAGGCCGUCCCUUUGGAGCCACGGGGUCACCCAGCAUGGCCACAGGCAGGAGAGAGGAGACCGACCCACUUACUCCCACCAGCUUUUGAAGGGGACACUGAACCAAAGGGGGGCCGCGAACUAAAAAAGACACCUGUGUUUCUUGAUAAAAGACAACAAGACCUGCCACUCUUUCAGCUCCAAAGUCCAGCGGUGCAGAGAACCAGGACCACCAGAGACAUGGAAAAGUUGCUAGAGAUGUGGUGUGUUGUCCUGUUUUCUCUUCUGGCAUGGGUUUCUGCUGAGCCUACCAUGUACGGGAAGAUCGUGUCUCCUAACUAUCCUCAGGCGUACCCCAAUGAAAUAGAGAAGACCUGGGACAUAGAAGUUCCUGAAGGUUUUGGGGUUCACCUCUAUUUCACCCAUCUAGACAUAGAACUGUCAGAGGACUGUGCAUAUGACUCAGUACAGAUAAUGUCAGGAGGCAUUGAAGAAGGGAAACUCUGUGGACAAAGGACUAGCAAAAGUCCCCAGUCCCCCAUUGUGCAAGAGUUCAAAGUCCCAUACAAUAAACUCCAGGUGACCUUUAAGUCAGACUUCUCCAACGAAGAGCGUUUUACUGGGUUUGCUGCGUAUUAUACCGCUGUAGACGUAAAUGAGUGCACAGAUUUUGCAGAUGUCCCUUGCAGCCACUUUUGCAACAACUUCAUUGGUGGUUACUUUUGUUCCUGUCCCCCGGAAUACUUCCUCCAUGAUGAUAUGAGGAAUUGUGGAGUUAACUGCAGCGGGGAUGUAUUCACCGCACUGUUCGGGGUGAUUGCAAGUCCCAACUAUCCCAACCCAUACCCAGAGAACUCAAGGUGUGAAUACCAGAUUCGCUUGGAGGAAGGGUUCGAAGUGGUAGUGACUAUGCGGAGAGAAGAUUUUGAUGUGGAGCCAGCUGACUCAGAGGGGAACUGCCAAGACAGUUUAGUUUUUGUUACAGACAAUCAACAAUUUGGUCCUUACUGUGGUAAUGAAUUUCCUGGACCACUAACUAUUGAAACCAAGAGCAAUACUCUUGAUGUCAUCUUUCAAACUGACCUAACAGAGCAAAGAAAAGGCUGGAAGCUUCGUUACCAUGGAGAUCCAAUCCCUUGUCCCAAGGAAAUCACUGCCAAUUCUGUUUGGGAGCCUGAAAAGGCAAAAUAUGUGUUUAAAGAUGUGGUAAAGAUAACCUGUCUGGAUGGCUUUGAAGUUUUGGAGGGAAACGUUGGCUCAACAUUUUUCUAUUCUACUUGUCAACACAAUGGAAAGUGGAGUAAUUCUAAACUGGAAUGUCAACCUGUGGAUUGUGGCAUUCCAGAACCCAUUCAGAAUGGUAAAGUCAAUGAUCCAGAAGAUACUUUAUUUGGUUCUGUCAUCCAUUACACUUGUGAAGAGCCAUAUUACUACAUGGAACAUGAAGGAGGUGGGGAGUAUCGCUGCUCUGGUAAUGGGAGCUGGGUGAAUGAUGUACUAGGAACUGAGCUUCCUAAAUGUGCUCCAGUCUGCGGAGUCCCCAGUGAGCCCUUUGUAGGCAAGCAGCGGAUUUUCGGAGGCCAGGCUGCAGAGAUUCAGAACUUCCCCUGGCAAGUCUUCUUUCAGAGCUCGCGGGCCGGCGGGGCGCUGAUCGACGAGCGCUGGGUGCUGACGGCGGCGCACGUGGUGGAGGGCACCCCGGACCCCACGAUGUACGCGGGCUCGCGGUGCAUACGGGCCAGGUGCCUGGAGAGCGCGCAGAGGCUCACCGCGCACCGCGUGCUCAUCCACCCGGGCUGGAGGCCCGUGGACAACCCGAGCGCACGGAGAAACUUUGACAACGACAUCGCGCUGGUGCAGCUGAAAGACGCCGUGAAAAUGGGACCGACCGCCUCUCCCAUCUGCCUGCCGGGCAGCGCGGCGGAGUACGGCCCCACGGAGGGCGACCUGGGGCUCAUCUCGGGCUGGGGGCGGACCGAGGAGAAGGACAUCGUGGUCCGGCUCAGGGGGGCCAAGGUACCGGUGGCUACUUUGGAGAAGUGCACAGAGGCCCAAGGGGAGGACCCCAGGGCCGAGGCCGGCGCCUAUGUGCUCACUGAUAACAUGAUCUGUGCUGGGGGCGAGGGCGCAGACAGCUGCCAAGGGGACAGUGGGGGGGCUUUCGCCGUGCAGGACCCCAAUGAGGGCAGCCCCAAGUUCUACGUCGCUGGCCUGGUGUCCUGGGGCAAAAAGUGUGGUUCCUAUGGGGUCUACACGAACGUGAAGAACUACCUUGACUGGAUAAGGAAAACCAUGCGGGAGGCCAGUGACCCCGGUCAUGACUAGGCCGUGCAGAUGCCACCACCUUCUCCAAGGCAAGGCUCAAGCCGUUGUUUUCGGGUCCUCACACCGUUGUCAUUGUUACUGCGCAGUGACAGAGAGAAGAUGCCUGGGUGUGGCUGAUGUAGAACUCGCUGGAGGCAGAGUUUCGUGAUGGAGUCGGGCUGAUUUCUCUGGCUGUGAAUACCUCUUAUUAGUAGCAACACAGGAGUGGCCCUUGUCUCUUUUACUAGCCUACAGGGGUCUCUCAGCGUUUCGUCUCUUUUUACAUGUUUGAAAUUCCAUCAGCCUUAUCAUUCUCAGUGUCCAUUAUCCACUUAUAAUAAAGGAUGUGCACAGCCCA
Molecule: messenger RNA, 2731 nt
Organism: Jaculus jaculus (lesser Egyptian jerboa)
Lineage: Eukaryota; Metazoa; Chordata; Mammalia; Rodentia; Dipodidae
Gene: C1s
Product: complement C1s
Exons: 12
Coding region: 310-2394 (694 amino acids)
Biological process (GO): proteolysis; complement activation
Cellular component (GO): extracellular region
Molecular function (GO): calcium ion binding; serine-type endopeptidase activity
Source: RefSeq, a predicted model, not a curated record